GCUCAACCUUUCUUUUAUACACCUUUUUUUUUAUCCUGUAAAGAAAUGAAAUAGAACAUGUGGAUUAGUGAAUUUCAGAGCUGCUGCAAGCCAGAUUUUGUCGCUUUCUGACUGGGGAUGAUAAUAAGAAUUUAACCGAUUAAAAAUGUCUUCAUGGACAAUCAGACACGAUUACAGAUAAAACACAAAAUACCCUCUGUAGACUGUUCGUGAGCACAAACAGAGCAGGACCCUGCUGUUUGCUGCCACGUGUGGGCGAUCACCGCUCUGCUAGGAAGACACUGCUAACUGCAAAACGUACAGGAAGUCGGCUCAGAUGGCGAAAAGCACUUUUGCAACUGUGAACAACGAGGUCUGAGCUUUAUUGUUCAGACAUGUAAGAUGGUGCUCAUCGCUCACUUUCAUUUUAGGCGGCUCUCCAAAGCUCCGGGUGCAAAAUAAGAGCGAUUGCAACCUAAAGGUAGCUAACCUGAAUCCCUAGCUGACACUUCAGAUAACUGUUAGUGAUGUUAGCUAGUUAGGUAGCAACCCACAUGAAUGCCGAUUGAGUCAACGACCCGCACCUGUCCAUAACGACUCUGUAAGGACACUCCCACUCAGAGUUUAAAAGCCUGCAACUCCCCUCCAGUUAGUUAGAACUGAAGAAACGUCUUCCACAAACUGAAACACGUCCAGCUGCCCAGCACUUAAAUUCAGUUUUAAAAGUUAGCUUCAUGGUUUCAGGUUGCAAAUUUGGUACUGUGAAGUUUGUGCAUGAUAAACGGAGUUAAUGUUUAAAAACAGUCCAUUUCAAGAGUCUCAAGUCUUGACUUACAGGUGCAGAUGGAGUAGCGAUUUGUUCUCUCUAUGACAAACACAACGUAUGGCUUAUCACAUUUUAGAAAAUAAAAUAACACUCACAUGCUGACCGGUCAGCCUCCACACUGCCGGCAGUGCAUUUCAUAUCACAGGUUUCCUUCAAAUGGAAUUUUUUAGAUAGUUUUCAUGAUAUAGAAAGUCGAGUGCGAGAUGGUUUUCGAGUGGUAAAUUGUGAGUGCGCUGUUGCCAUGCAACCAACACCAAAAAGUGACAUUAAUGAUUGAUAGUUUUGUGCUUUUUGCAUUCCAAUUACCAUCCCGAUGGAGGAGUGAAAGGAAAACUAAACUAGAGAGUUGGCCAAAGUGAACCCUCACAUACCAAACCAGGAGACCAUUCAGAUCACGGAUGCCAGAGUCAGGGGGUCAGGAGCUGUGCAGAGUGUCUGGCAGCAGGGCCACACUGUGCUUGGUGUGCUGAGGAGAAUUGGGCCAGCACAUAUGGGAGCGCUGUGACACAGCCAGGGCCCUGCUGCAGAGGGGCUGUCCUUCUGAUCGCCUGGAGGACCCCAGAGGCUCCACCGUCCUUCUGAAAAACCAGAAGAUCACCUUCCACCCCAAAGAACAAAGACGCCAGCAGCAGCGCGGACAAGUCACCCAGCUCCAGCCUCAGACUGUGCUGCUGAAUCUCCGGCCAGGUGAAGCCCAGAGCUUUGAGGUGAAGUUCAAGCGUGUGGAGGACUAUCCCAUAGAUCUGUACUACCUGAUGGAUCUGUCCUUCUCCAUGGAGGACGACCUCCCCAGCGUCAAGAAGUUGGGCGCUGACCUCAUGGAAGAGAUGAGGAACAUUACGAGCGACUUCAGAAUGGGCUUCGGAGCAUUUGUGGACAAGACGGUUAUGCCGUACAUCAGCACAGCGAAGGACAUGCUCAGGAACCCCUGUAAGAGGACUGAGCCCUGGCCAUGCACUCCUCCCUUCACCUACCGUCACAUCCUGAGCCUCACUGCCAACGGAAGCCUCUUCACAAAGCUCGUCGGGGGCCAGCGGAUCUCCGGUAACUUGGAUUUCCCAGAGGGGGGGCUGGACGCUCUGAUGCAGGCUGCCGUUUGUGAGAAGCAGAUCGGCUGGAGGAAUGUGACUCGUCUGCUUGUGUUUUCCACUGAUGCUGGCUUCCAUAUUGCCGGAGACGGCAAACUCGGUGGCAUUGUAAUUCCCAAUGAUGGAAAGUGUCACUUGCAAAAAAAUGUGUACACCAAAGGAAAUUCCCAGGACUACCCUUCGGUGGCUCAUGUUGCCGAAAUUCUGAGAGAGAAGAACAUCCAGAUCAUCUUUGCUGUCACCGAAGAAGUCAGACACUUGUAUGAGGGCCUGAGAAGCGUCUUCCCAAAAUGUGCGGUCGGAACACUUUCCAACAACUCCCACAACAUCCUGCAGAUAAUAGUCGAAGCGUACAAUGCGCUGACCUCAGAGGUUGUUAUGGAGAACAGCAAGCUGCCGCCGGGCUAUCACAUCUCUUACACCUCGCACUGUAAGGACCGCAAGCUGAGACACGGCGAGCACGGGAGGAAGUGCUCCAACAUCUCCAUAGGUGACGAGGUGAGCUUUAAUGUAAGCAUUACAGCACCUCUGUGCGUGCCUGCUGCACAAAGACCACCCCGUGUUAUCAUUAAGCCCCAGGGCUACAGUGAAGAGGUUGAGGUCCUGCUGAGCCCCAUAUGUGAGUGCUCAUGUCAAAAGGACGUGGUCCCGCACAGUCCUAAGUGUAGCCAUGGCAACGGCACUCUGGAGUGUGGCACGUGCAGGUGUAAAGAAGGGAGAGUCGGAGCGCUGUGCGAGUGUGACCGAGCGGAGUCGAGCGAGGCGUUUGACUCGUACCUCUGUCGCCGCGAUAAUGCAUCUGAAGUGUGCAGCGGACGCGGAGAGUGCGUUUGUGGGAAGUGUGUUUGUCGCAAGAGCGGCAAAAAGCCCAUCCACGCGUACUACGGCGAGUUCUGUGAGUGCAGUGAUUUCAGCUGUGAUCAGUACCGAGGACAACAGUGCGGAGGGCACGGCAGGUGCGUCUGCGGGGCGUGCAAGUGUUACCCAGAAUUUCACGGUCAAGCGUGCGAGUGCCCUCUCAGCUCGGAGUCUUGUCUUUCUCAGGACAAACAGAUUUGUUCGGGCAGAGGGGACUGUCACUGUGGCGCCUGUAUCUGCCACGACAACCGCUUCCAAGGCCCGACUUGUGAACUUUGCCCCUCCUGCCCCAGCAUGUGCACCUUGCACAGAGAAUGCGUCCUGUGCACAGCCUUCUCACUGGGCUUGAAUCCGAAGGAGUGUGAGACCAGGUGCGUCCACCUGAACCUCACUCUGGUGGGUCAGGCAGGUGUGUUAGCGAGGGUGCCCCCCUCUCCAGGCCUUCACAGGUGUAUGGAGGUGGACACAGAGGGCUGCAGAGUGCACUUCCUGCUGAGGACUGGACAAAAAGACAAUGUUCAUGUUGCUCUUGAACGGGAAUGCCCAUCGGGUCCGAACGUGAUUCUGAUCACCGCGGCGCUGUCAGCCUCUGUUGUGGUGCUGGGUGUGGCUCUGUUGCUGCUAUGGAAACUGCUCACCGGCAUCCAUGACCGCAGGGAGUUCGCCCGCUUCCAGAGAGAGCUGGAGCAGAGACGCUGGAACAGGAGGGACAACCCCAUCUACAGGAGCGCCAUCACCACAACUGUCAACCCCAAGUACAAAGAACAGUGAUAGCAGGCCACGGAAGGAGAUCUACUUUUCAAUCGGGAUCCCUGUCGUGGAGCACAAUGAAACAACAUCCUUCAUCUGAACUGUUGUCAGCAGUUGGUCCGACUUGUUUGGUGCUGUAGCAGGAAACGGGUGUUGAUGUCUUACUUACCCCCUUGCUUUGAUCACAAUAUGCCCCCCCCCCCCCGGACCUGCCGGUCCUCCAACCCUUCCCUUUUCUCAGCAUGCUCUGCACGUGCGCCAUAUUCACGCAGCAUCCCCAUAAACUGCUUCCUAUACAAGGUUAAAUGUCUGCGGGAUACGUGCAGAGUCAGUUCCCCUCUGCUUAUUAAAACCCACAAAAGAUCAUUUUAUGUAGUGUGAUAUUUUGUCAGGCGUAUGCAAGGAUAGCCAUAUAUGCUGACGGUUGUCUCAGCUGUUUAACUUGGGUCUCUGAAGGCGAGAUAUAGUGAGGUGGGCAUUCUGCAUUAUGCAUUGUGAUCCCAGUGGAGAUGCGGGGUCCUUACGUGGGUCUCCACUGCCCUCUAGAUGAGAGGAGAGGCAACUGUCGAUGAGGCAGCCUCACAUUUGCUUUUCACAGUCAGAGGAUGAUGCUAUUUUGGACACAAAACGUGACACCUCAGCUUUUGCAUUUCCAGCGGACACCUGUGAAUUCAUCAAACACUGCAGGCCCGACACGGUGCGAUGUAAGUGUACGAUUUUACAAGAAAAAGGAAGAAAGAAAGCAGCCAGUGUACGUGCCAGCCACUUUGCCAGAGCACUGGGCUGAAUCGUGUAAGCUCAGGGAAAACAAUGGGGAUGUUUUCAAAUCUAAAUUGAUAUUAGGGUUUUUUUUUUUACCCCCACUUCCUACAGAUGGCUGCUGAUGACCUUGCUGGGAGAGUUGAGCAAAGUGAUAUUAAUCAUAACGAUGCCUCCUCCACUCACAGAGUCAACCAAGGCAGGCGUGCAUGCAGCUUUAACACAGCCAGUGUGGGAGGUGGUGGGAUUUGGUGGUGGUGGUGGUGGUGGAGUAUCAGAGAAAAUGACUCCAUAUGCUCCCACUAUGCAGCAUUCUCUUUCAUCUGUGUCUGAUCCUAAAAAAAAAAUUUAAAAAAAAAUGUGCGGCGCAAAUAUCCCAGCUUCAGAGGAGGAGGAGGAGGAAGAGGAGGAGGAGGAGGCGACGGCGGCAGUGGAGGGGGAGAUGCAGCUCCUGCGACAAGACUCAUGUGAAGGGGGCAGAGUUGGGGAGGUGGUGGAGGGAGGUGGAGGGAGGUGACCAUGCAGCCCUGGAGACUGUUACAUAACAAAUACUGCAACCAUGUCACUGUUGCAUCUCAUCACUUGUGAGUGGCUUAAAUAAAUCAGUAACAUUA
Messenger RNA from Acanthopagrus latus (yellowfin seabream), 4874 nucleotides. Its product is annotated as integrin beta-1-like. Gene Ontology annotation, biological process: cell adhesion mediated by integrin; integrin-mediated signaling pathway; cell-matrix adhesion. Gene Ontology annotation, cellular component: cell surface; integrin complex; focal adhesion. The transcript has 15 exons. Gene Ontology annotation, molecular function: C-X3-C chemokine binding; fibronectin binding; laminin binding. The coding region runs from base 1561 to 3522 and encodes 653 amino acids. NCBI's taxonomy places the organism in Eukaryota, Metazoa, Chordata, Actinopteri, Spariformes, Sparidae. The record is from RefSeq and is a predicted model, not a curated record.